Molecule: messenger RNA, 1126 nt
Organism: Solanum verrucosum
Lineage: Eukaryota; Viridiplantae; Streptophyta; Magnoliopsida; Solanales; Solanaceae
Product: serine/arginine-rich SC35-like splicing factor SCL30A
Exons: 6
Coding region: 124-870 (248 amino acids)
Biological process (GO): mRNA splicing, via spliceosome
Cellular component (GO): nuclear speck; cytoplasm
Molecular function (GO): RNA binding
Source: RefSeq, a predicted model, not a curated record
AUAAGAAAUCGUUGUUUGCCCUAAUUAGGUGCAAACUUUUCUCUAUCCGCCGUCACCUAAUUUGUGAAUCUAUACUCAAAUUCAGCUUGUUGUUUCUUCAUAGAUUAAAUUGAUUCUGUUGGAAUGAGGAGGAGAAGUUACAGCCCAUCACCACAGAGAGGUUAUGGCAGAAGAGGAAGGAGUCCGAGUCCCAGAGGUCGAUAUGGUGGUCAUAGUAGAGAUGGUCCGACUAGUCUUUUAGUUCGAAAUCUUCGCCAUGAUUGUCGGCCAGAAGACCUCAGAAGGCCGUUCGGGCAAUUUGGCCCUGUGAAGGAUAUUUACUUGCCAAAGGACUACUACACUGGUGAACCACGAGGCUUUGGAUUUGUCCAGUUUGUGGAUCCUGCUGAUGCUGCAGAUGCCAAGUAUCAGAUGGAUGGACAAGGUUUUCAAGGUCGGCAACUGACUGUGGUUUUUGCCGAGGAAAACAGGAAAAAACCUACUGAAAUGAGAUCUAGGGAACGCAGUGGAAGUCAUAGGAGUAGCCGCAGCCAUGAUCGGAGACGUACUCCACCUUCACGGUAUGCAAGAGCAGGAUCACACAGCCGUGAUUACUCUCCCAAGAGAAGGCAGUACUCGAGGUCUGUCUCACCUGAAGAGAAAAGAUACAGUCGUGAGAGGUCAUAUUCACGAUCCCCUCCUCGAGACCUUUCUCCUCCACCACAUAAUGGGUCAAGGAGUCGCAGUCAAACUCCAGUCAGAGAGCGCCCACCAUAUAAUGGCAGUCCAAGGAGCCGUAGCAGAAGUCCAGUUAGGAGGGAGCGUUCUCCGGUUAGGGGUCACAGCAGGAGCCCUAGUAGGAGCCCUGGUUGUGCUCCCUACUCGCCAUGAUCCAAACUGCUAUGUGUCCAUGAUACUGAGCUCUAUAUCUUAAGUAGAUUAAUGCUGUAAUAUGGAUCUAUCUAUUUGUACGACUCUCUGGUGUUGUUUCUAAACUCGAGUAGAACUUAAGUUGGCAUUGGCAACAGAUUUUAGACUCGUGCAUUUUACUACAUCAAUUUGGAUUGUUCGUGCCAUUGGAUGGUCUUUGAAAUAUGUUGUGUGCGCUCAUUACUGUUGAGUUUAUGCAUUUAGUGCUGUUUGGACA